AUGGAAGAAGUCCUAUCAGAGGGAAAAAAUUUCAAGUUGGUAGACGAAUCAGAGCUUCCAGAUAUAAUUGACUUCCUGGCUAAUUAUUUACCGGAUUCUAUUAAGCCGAAUAGUAAAUUAUACGAAAGCUUCAGUGUGUUUUGCCCCUGUGAUCAAUUAGAAAACAUAAAACUAUUGACAGACGAAGACAUAUUAAUCGACUGGACUCAACCUAUUUAUCUGAACUUUACUCACGCCAAGAUAAUGGAAAAAAUAGAGGAAAUUUAUAGCGAACAAGGGACGAUGGAAAAGAUGUAUGGAGAAGUUUAUGGGGUAAAUAAUGACGACACUUACAAUGAGGAGGAUGGUGUAAAGGCGGUUCUCGCAGAGGACGCGGAGAUGAUGCAGCUGUCGCCCGAGCAUGCUCAAAUGAUUCAUGACUUGUACCCGGCCAACCAUAUGGAAUGUGUGGAAGUAUUCGAAAAACUCAUCAAAAAGCUACCUUGUUACGGAAUAUUUUCAACUACUGGAGAUUUGGCCGCUUGGAUGGUACAGUCUUACUACGGCGCCAUGUUUUCAAUGCAAACGCGACCUGAGUAUAGGAGAAAGGGAUAUGGACUGAUUCUUGCUAAGUACCUGACCAAACUGGUAAAAGAGCGUGGUUACAUGCCAUUCGUAGUGAUCCGUCCUGAAAACGACGCCUCUAAGGGCCUCUAUACGAAGUUAGGUUUCAAAAAGUACUUCGAGACGAAUAAACUUAAAAUGGUCCAAGAGAAUUCUUAUAUUAAAGAUUUUAACAAUUUUGAUAAACAUUCCAAUUGGAUUUGA
Molecule: messenger RNA, 807 nt
Organism: Diabrotica balteata
Lineage: Eukaryota; Metazoa; Arthropoda; Insecta; Coleoptera; Chrysomelidae
Source: the annotation of a GenBank genome assembly